AAUUGCGCGGCGGCUUCACCGCCCGCUCCAGCCCGGCCGCAGAGGCCCCUGGGCGGAAAUCUGGCCCUGCCCACCCCGCCGGCUCCCGGCCUGUGCGCGUGGCGGCCAGUGCGCGGCCUCAGGAGGCGGCUGCAGCAGCAGGGGAGGGCGGGGAUCGAGCGGGGCCCGUCCGCGGCCCAGGCCCGGCACCGCAAUGGCCGGGGAGGUGAAGACCAAGCUGUCCAAGAACCUGCUGCGCAUGAAGUUCAUGCAAAGAGGAUUGGAUUCAGAAACCAAAAAACAACUAGAGGAGGAGGAAAAGAAGAUAAUCAGUGAAGAGCACUGGUAUCUGGAUUUACCAGAACUCAAAGAAAAGGAGAGUUUUAUAAUAGAAGAGAGAAGCUUUAUGCCAUGUGAAGACCUACUUUAUGGCAGAAUGUCCUUUAAAGGGUUCAAUCCAGAAGUUGAGAAGUUAAUGAUCCAAAUGAACUCUAGGUACAAGAAAGAAGAAAUUGAAGCAGAUGAUACAGCCGAGGCUGAUGUAUCAGAUGAAGAAAUGGCCAGAAGAUAUGAAACGUUAGUCAGAACUAUUGGGAAGAAAUUCUUGAAAAAGAGAGACCAGCGUGUGCUACAGGGUGAAGAUGAGAACAGUAACAUGAGACCUAGCAAAGCAAAGAAAAUGUUCUUAAAACCCCAGGAUUGAUGUGAACUGCACAAUUGGAGCUAAUAGAAAUGUCAUCUACAGGUCAGAGUAACAUGAACUGGGGAGUGUUUAUUUUCCACCAAAUAAUGUAAGAUACGUGUGUAAAAUCUAAGUCUAUUCUGAUUGAAAUUUCUGCUGUCCACAUGACAAACAUACUUUUAAAGUGGAUACAUAUAUAAUGGAUGUCAUACAUCCUUUCCUAUCUGAGCAAGUUGUAGUGACCAUGGGGCUCUAAGCCAAUUAGCUGUUUAAAUAUUGUGCAUAAGUAAGAUGGCUAUCCCAUGUGUUUGAGAGCAAUGAUCUUUACAUUUUAUGAUGGUAAUUGAACGCAAGUAUUUCAGCUAAAGAUGAGCUGUGGCCAAUCUUAUAAAGCAAUUCUGCUUUCAGUGUUUUUUUUACUGUAUAAAUUGAAACCCCUUACACUUUCUAAAUUGAAAGAAAUAGUCUGCAGAAACAUACGUUUCUUUAACAAUUCUAAAAAUACUUUGAAAAAGGAACAGAGAGAUUAAAUCCAUUUCAUUGAAUUUUAUUUUUUUUAUAAAAUCUGUUUAAAGAGAGGUUUUUGUAAUAGAAGCAUUUAUAUUGGGUGAUGUUUUCACUUUGACAUGUAUGAAUCAUGAUCUGCUCAAUGUCUUGCCUCCAAAAAAAAAAAAUUCUGAUGUUCCUUUGGUUGUGGUUUUCUUUUCUGGCAAAAAUUUUCCAAUCUUGUAAACAAGAUCUGUGAUAGCAGCAUAAUGACUGCUUAAGAAACACAUCUUAAACUGAAUAAAAACUUUUUAAAAGA
Caretta caretta (loggerhead turtle) is the source of this 1466-nucleotide messenger RNA. RefSeq names its product M-phase phosphoprotein 6 (gene MPHOSPH6). The record is from RefSeq and is a predicted model, not a curated record. Gene Ontology annotation, biological process: maturation of 5.8S rRNA. NCBI's taxonomy places the organism in Eukaryota, Metazoa, Chordata, Testudines, Cheloniidae.